Oreochromis niloticus (Nile tilapia) is the source of this 2214-nucleotide messenger RNA. It is a transcript of the gene spryd4, whose product is annotated as SPRY domain containing 4. The transcript is spliced from 2 exons. Gene Ontology annotation, molecular function: protein binding. The record is from RefSeq and is a predicted model, not a curated record. Bases 62 to 736 code for a protein of 224 amino acids. Lineage: Eukaryota; Metazoa; Chordata; Actinopteri; Cichliformes; Cichlidae.
UGCUACAUUUGAUGAGCAAAAGGAGCUAAAACAUGUGAACGGCAGCAGCCGCAGCGAAAACAUGGCGAUGCCCGUGAGUGCGGCUCGUGUCUGUCGCCUGGCAGGACGCACUGUUUCCUCCCUGUCAGCCGGACACAGGCGGGCUGUCAACCUGCCAGCGAGGACCUGCUUCAUCUCCACAUCCACGGCCAGCAGUCUGCAGUUCAGGCUCGACGAGCGAACAGCCCACAGCAGUCUGGACCUCUUCAAGAAAGACACAGGCGUCAUCUAUCGCAUGAUGGGCCUUGACCCCAGCCAGGUCCAAGAUGACCCUGAGCGUUUCCGAGACUGGGCUGUCGUGUUUGGCGACAAGACGAUCAGCAGCGGACGACAUUACUGGGAGGUGACGGUGAAAAAGUCUCAAGAAUUUCGUCUGGGUGUGGCUGAGGCGGCGAUGUCCAGAGACGACUGCGUGGGCACCAACAGCUCCUCCUGGGUGUUUGGUUAUGCUCAGCGGAAGUGGUUUGCCAUGACCAGCAAUAAGAUGGUUCCCGUGACACUGGUGGGCAAGCCGGACCGUGUUGGGAUCCUUCUUGACUAUGAAGGGGGUUUCCUGGGGCUGGUUGACGUGGAGCAGCCCAGGAUCAUUCACACCCUUAGGGGUCAGUUCAAGGCCCCUCUCUGCCCAGCGUUUGGACUUUGGGACGGGGAGCUGCUCACACACUCGGGUCUGGAGGAGCCCGAAGGCCUGAUGUGAAGCUGGAUGGCGUGAUUGUUGUAAAGGCCGGGAAAAGUAGCAGGCUAGGCUUGUUACCAUGGCAGUACUUAUGACAACAGUAUCUUUAAUAAGUGGAGAAAAGAAAGCAAUAUCUUUAUGUAUCAUGUCUACCUUAAUUACAUUAUUUUGUGUGCGUGUGUGGUCCAGAUGUUUUCUAACCAUCCAGUACUCUGUGUAUAUCAUCAAGCCUCAGGCAAUUAUAAGUGUACCUCAUGUGCUACCUCUCUGAGAGGAACAUUAGCUGCCAAGUUGUUUUUGUUUUGUUUUUUUACAUUGAAUGUGCUGGCAUUACCCACCUUUACAAACUUAAGUCAAUACAAAGCAUUUUUCAAGCUCAUGUUUAAACUCAAAUUUAAUAAAAUAACUUCACUGAUGCUGCCUCUACAUUCUUUUAUUUACAACAGUUUGUCAUUUACAGUGACCUUAAGGCUUUAAUACAAAUCAGGAAACUGCUUUUUCAUUGCAGGUAAAGCCGUUUUCACACAUGAACUUUUCAGCAACAACACAAUCAUGCUCGUCAUUCAAUCCCUCUUUAGAAUGAGGAGACUGUGCAGGAAGCACCCUCACUUAAACCAGAAUAUUUCCAGAAGUGAGAACUGUGAGGACAUGAACUGUCUCCUGUUGAAUGCUGCAUUUGAGAAAGGAAACUGGACAUUAUCCCAACAUUUUCCAGACUUAAUGCGUGUGAAAACAGCUCAAGUUGCAAAUGAAGCGCAGUGAAAUCAUCACAGUUCUGCAUACUGAUAAAACAAGUUUGCAUUCAUUUAUGUGCACAGCUUAUAUUCACAUUCACAUAUUGUGUCAACCCAAAUGUACACUGUUCCCAGCACCUGACACAUUCAGAUAUUUGUUUGACAAGAAUAUCCAAUGAGGUGUUUUUCGAACUGCAAAAAAAAAAAAAAAAUCACAUCACAGUGCAUCAGCAGAGUAAACUGAAGCCUUGACAAAGAAGAGUGUUUCUCAUGGGCAUUAAUCCCCAUUUUGUAUGUUGCACAUAUAAUCAACAUCCUGGUUUUGAGAAACGUGGACAAUCCGCCUGAAGUACUUCAGCAGAAACUUGAACAGUGUGGCAUGUCAAAACCUUUUCUGAACAUCUUGUGGCUGAGAAAGAAAUCAAGACAACUGCACAAAGAUGAUCAGAAAUUACUGCAUGAUCAUGUACACAUGAAAAUAGGAAAAAAAAAAAAAGGUUACUCAUGUUUCCUAUAAAGACUAAUUUGGAUGUACCAGGAUUCUGAUAUGAAACUGACUGAAACUGUCCUUUCAGUGUUUCAGACAUUAACUACAGUCAUGGUAAAAAGAAAUUACAGCCCCUGUCAGUUGUAAGGUUUUUUGAACAGUUAUGGUCAGAUGUUUACAUCACAGUCAUUGUGAGCACUCAUUGUGAACUGUUCUUUUUCAGGGUGGAAUGAUUAUACAGCACAAAUCUUUAAUGACUUUAAAAUCCAAAAACUGGA